Messenger RNA from Armigeres subalbatus, 943 nucleotides. Its product is annotated as histidine-rich glycoprotein. The record is from RefSeq and is a predicted model, not a curated record. NCBI's taxonomy places the organism in Eukaryota, Metazoa, Arthropoda, Insecta, Diptera, Culicidae. The coding region runs from base 158 to 610 and encodes 150 amino acids. The transcript has 3 exons.
UUCAAUCAUAGUACCGUCAUCAACCGAUCGGUGUGAAGAGAGUUUUACCGAAUUGUGCUACUGUGCAAACACCAACCCUCCCAGGAUAAAAAAAAACAGCUGAAGGUGUUCUUCAGUGAAAAUUAGUGAAAAGUUCAAGCCAAACCAAAUUACCAACAUGUUCCGAGCAAUUAUCUUUGUGACACUGUUUGCGGUGUGUUUCGCCGGGUACAUCCACCCCCGGCAGGACGAUGACGAAGUGGCCGAAACCGAGCACCAUCACAACAUCGAUCACAAGCACGCCACCUCGCAUCAGAGCUUCAAGAUCCACCACUUCCACGCAGUGCCGGUGUACGUCAAGAAGGAGGACCAACAGUUCCUGAAGCACCCGGUCGAAGUGUCCGGAAUUAAGCACAAUCUGAAGAUUGUCCACCCUGAAACCGAGCACAAUCACGCCCACGGACUGACCCUGGAGAACCACAGCGAGUUCGACAGCAAGCUGCACGGUGGCUACGGACACGAUCUGGGCCAUGCCGGUACGGAGCACGUUGCCGCCCAGGAAUACGGCGGCCACCAGGAGUACGAACACCACCAGCACCACUACGGACACCUGGAGGACCAGGACGAGUAAAGAGCGGACCGGGGCACUCGCGCGCGGUCGUUGGGCAUUCCCCGCUGACUGAAUGACUGUUGUAUUAUGUGUAUACUUGUGAUAUAGUCAAUUUUUAUUAUUUAACAUAAGUUCCGCCCGCUGCCUCAUCCCGUGUUGAGCCAUUGAGGGGUUGCUGGCGGGGGAGCUUGAUUUGAGUGCAGGAAUAACUCCCACUUGUUGCAGCCACGAUAUAUUAUUUAAAUUAUCAAACCAUGACAUCAUCAGUUGUUAACUAUUGUUUUUCAUAUUCGUUACGAAUCUCACCUAUAAAGACUUAAUAAACGUAAUGAAUGUUACGAUGCUUUUAUCAUA